This is a messenger RNA of Closterium sp. NIES-67, 4097 nucleotides long. The record is from the annotation of a GenBank genome assembly. NCBI's taxonomy places the organism in Eukaryota, Viridiplantae, Streptophyta, Zygnematophyceae, Desmidiales, Closteriaceae.
AAAAGCUUUUCGUAAAGGAACUGGACAUGGCUGAAAGUGCACUCAGUAGGUUGUGGGCUGGCUGUAUCCCUUCGUCGUCACCCAUGUCGUUCCUCGCGCGUCUUAUUCCCAGCCAACUCGGCUCGCCUCGUGCGGCAGCUCUCGUUAGGCCUUUAAUCGCCGUUCAUUAUUCCGCGAACGCUCAGAACCUAGGCGGCGUCCGUUCUCCGCGGCACUACCGGCGCUAUGUGUCCCCCGCGUGCACGUCGUCGUGCCUCCUCCUGCUGCUCCUCGCCCAAGCGCUCCUCGCGCUCGCGCUCUUCCACGCCGCCUCGCCCGCAGGAGGACCCUCGCCCCUUUCUCUCCUCCCUGCCGCCCUCCUCCCGCAAGGCUGGGCGACCCCUGCGACAAAAGAAAUAGUCGUCGAGGAUGAUUCGGUGUCGAGCGACGAACCUGGCGACACAAGCGACGCCAGCGACGAUACCAGCGACGAGCGCGAGAGUGUAGACGAGUGGGUGAGGAGGAGCGAUCUGUUGCGAAUAAUCGACGAGCAGCUGGCGAAGCUCAGAACCCGAUGGUGGUACGCCCGCGUGCCGCGGCUGGUAUGGCCGCUGUUUCGUCAUUCUGCGGCGCGGCUGGGAAUAGACUUGGCGGAAUCUGAUGACGCGGCGAUAGCAGACGGCACGUGGCUCGUUUCUGAUCGUAGAUCAGCCGGAAAUGGCGGUCAGGAGGUGUUCCGAAGUGGAUUCGCGUCGUUAAACGUCGCGUUUAGCGGGGAUUCGACGAUUAGUGCAAGUAACGACGACAAGAAGCGCGCCGAUUUGGAGAUGGCGGGAAAGCUGCGGUCAAUGCGGGAAGAGGCGGAGCGAAUGGAUUUAAAGACCGAGGAGAAUUACGAUAGGGCGGGCGCUAAUCUGAUCGACCUACUCAACAGCAGGAAGGAACGCGAGGCCCAAUCGUUCUUCGACGCGUGGCGUCGCGCGAACCCGCACGAGCCAUGGCCGCCGACCUCGCCGCUUUCUCGGCGGCUCGAGGAUUGGAAUCGCCGGCCGGCGAGAGCGCCUGUCACGGCGGGAAACGCGCUGAAGAGCGGCGCCAGGAUGGGGCUGCUGGCGAAGCUCCACGCGCAAGUGCGGGGGCGCGGGGGAGGGAAGGGGACUAGUAGCACUGGUACGAGUACUAGUGGUAGUGCUGCUGGGACGCGCGACCCGUGGAGGAGGCGAUUAAGAGACACUGACGUGGUGAUCAUGAUGCUGGUGCACAACCGGCCGGCGUACCUGCGGCACACGCUGGAGGCGCUGAGCAAGGUGGACGGCAUCCAAGACGCGCUGCUCGUCGUCAGCCACGACGGGUACUACCCCGCGAUGCACGCGCUGGUGCGCGGGAUCACGUUCUGCGCCGUGAAGCAGAUCUACUUCCCCUUCUCCCCGCACCUCUUCAACGCCUCCUUCCCCGGCGCCUCCCCCGGGGACUGCCAGGGGAGGGCGCAAGGCGCCACGGGGAAACGCGGGGGAGAGUGCACGGGACAGGCGGACCAAUACGGGUCGUUCAGAGAUACGAAGCGAGUGUCGCUCAAGCACCACUGGUGGUGGGCGAUGAACGCGGUGUGGGGGGGCGGCGUGGCGGAGGCGCGGGGGUUUGGGGGGCAUGUGGUGUGGGUGGAGGAGGACCAUCUGCUCUUCCCCAACGCCCUGCGCCACCUGCGCGCGCUGCUCCGCGCCAAGGCCGCCCGCUGCCCCCACUGCAUCGCCGCCAACCUUGCACCCUCCAACGUGAACACGGUGCAGGACGACGAGCCCGGGGUGUUUAAAGCCGAGCGCAUGGGCAAUGUGGGGUACGCCUUCAACCGCAGCGUGUGGGAGCUCAUCCGCGCACAGGCCCAGCCGUUCUGUCUGUACGACGACUACAACUGGGACCUCACCCUCUGGUCGUCCGUGCUGCGCCGCCUGCCCUCCUCCUGGUCGCUACGCUGGUCCCGAGCCAGCGCUCACCACGUGGGGUCGUGCGGGCUGCAUUCGGGGAGGGUGGCGCCUGCUACCAAGGCACGAGCUGCUGAGACUCUGAAGGCUCGAGCUGCUGCAACUAUCAAGGCGCUGCUCAGACUUCCAGCAGAAUUUUCUCUCCUCAUACCAGCUAUGGUGCCUUCCGUUCGCAGUCCAUUAUUGUCGCACACGCCAUUCUUCGCCACGCUUCUGCUGUCGCUCCUCUUCGCAAGCGCCAGACUUGAUGGAGUCACCUUUACUGAUGACUCCGAUAGAGUCACCAUUGAAGAUGGUGGAAUCCCGAAUCUGCGAAGCGUAGCAGGCGCGUCAGCAGAGCCGUCGGGAGCGGCGCGUCGAGCGGUAGUGGAGGACGAAGAAGCGCGGGAGAGGGAGGUGCGGCUGUUUAUCGUGGAGGAGGCGAAGCAGGUUGGCGCUGUGUGCCUGGACGGGUCCGCGCCAGGGUUCUACUACCGCAGGGGGCAUGGCAGGGGAGCCAACAAGUGGCUGCUCAACUUCCGGUCCGGCGCGUGGUGCACAUCCCCCUGGGACUGUUACAACCGCAGCUCCUCGCUGUGGGGCAGCUCACGCCACUUCCCUGACGUGCUGCCCGCGCCGGGCAUCCUCUCCGCUCAGAGCGAUGUCAGCCCGGACUUGUACGACUGGAAUCUGGUCAUCUUCCCCUAUUGCGAUGGGGCGUCCUUCUCCGGCGACAGGCAGGAACCGCUGGUCUUCGAGGGAGCGCCUCUCUUCUCCCGUGGUCGCCGCAUCCUCGACUUCCUCCUCUCCCACCUCACAGCGCGAUUCCACAUGGGCACCGCAGAGCGGGUGCUUAUAUCAGGGUGCUCAGCAGGCGCCCUGGUGGUGUAUCUGCACUGUGACUACAUUCGCCACACUCACAUCCCUCCCUCUGCUCAAGUGCAGUGCCUGGCAGACUCGGGGCUCUUCCUCGACAUUCCAGACGUCAGUGGGGGCAGGGCUGCCCAGACGCUCUUCCGAGCCGUGCUCUCCAUCCAUAAUGUGACUGGCAGUCUGCCCAGCUCCUGCCUCUCCUCUCGACCCCCUGAAGACCACUAUCAGUGUUUCAUGACAGCGCAGCUGCUUCCCCUGCUCAAGACGCCUGUCUUUGUGAUAAACAGCAACUACGACCUCUGGCUGCUGCGCCACGCCCUGGCCCCGCCAGAGGCGGACCCUUCAGGCGCCCUCAUAGCCAACUGCCUGAGGAAGCUGCACACGUGCAACCAGUCACAGCUCGCCACCUUGCAAGGAGUGCGAGCGACAGUGACAGCCACAGUCACACCCCUCCUGCCGCCCACGCCUGGAGGAGCAGCAGCAGGAGCGGGAGGGGUGCAGUUGGGUGCGCAGCAGCAGCACGGGGUGUUUGUGUUCUCGUGCCUGACGCACUGCACGAGCCACUACGAGGACCACUGGCUGCGCCUCACCGUCAACAACCAGACGCUGGUGCAGGCAGUGGGCAACUGGCUCACAGCCACGGACAGCCAGGGCAGCAGUGCAGGCGUCAGCCAGGGGGAGUUUGACCCGGCACUGAUCGACUGCCCGUACCCGUGCAACUCGUGCCAGGUGCAGGCAGGUAGAGUCCCCGCAGCACCACCGCUGCUCAAGGCAGAGCCGCCUCAAACCCAUGGGGAUGCGCCACUGGAGGCUGCGAGUGUGGGGCCAGUCAAACCAGAGACAGCUGCAGUCCAAACUGUUGUGUAACACGUUAUGCUGUUCAUUGUUGAGUGACCCGCUGGGGUUGCCCUUGAGAUCCUCGGGGAAGGGCCACAGGUGCAGAGCCUGGGGGGCUAUGGGCGCACUUACCCGCUAUUCAACAAGCCCUUUUAACCCAGUGGUUAGUGACUGGGUUUCUGACAUGGUAUCAGAGCCAAAGGUCUUGGGUUCAACUCCCAGUGCCAGCGCUACAGAGGCGCUCGUGUCUUCCACCUAUCCCAGCGGGGGGGGGGGUGUUGAGUGACCCGCUGGGGUUGCCCUUGAGAUCCUUGGGGAAGGGCCACAGGUGCAGAGCCUGGGGGGCUAUGGGCGCACUUACUUGCUAUUCAACAAGCCCUUUUAACCCAGUGGUUAGUGACUGGGUUUCUGACAGUUCAUUUCCUUUAUUUCGUUAAAGUGAGCUGGUUG